AUGAGAAAUUUGAAAGGAGAGAGGAUUUUAGAUUUUAGUGAUGCUAUGGAUAUGAUUGUCUGUAAUACAAUGUUUAAGAAAGAAUCAGAGAAGCUGGUGACUUAUAAGUCGGGUAGUACCAAAAGUGCAGUGGAUUACUUGUUAUUAAGGAGAUGUGAUCGAUGUAUAGUAAAAAAUGUGAAAGUGAUACCGGGAGAGGAAUGUAUAAAUCAGCAUCGACUAGUUGUAGGAGAUCUCACUCUUAAAGGUGCCAGGGUCACUAAAAAAAAGUUUGUCCCAAGGCUGAAGGUUUGGAAAUUGAAGGAGGAGAGUGCUAGACGUCAAUUCAAUAUGGCAUUAGCGAUUAGGGAGGCGGAGGUGGCACAAGCAUCUGGGGUGAAUGACAAGUGGGAAGCCAUGAAGAAAGCCUGGGUAAUGACAACUGAGGAGGUAUGUGGAGGGCCGCCUAGACAUAAGGAGACUUGGUGGUGGAACCCGGAGGUAGCGAAAGCCGUGGAUGAGAAACGGAGGUGUUACAAAGUAUGGUAUAAUAGCAAAGAAAAUAGUGAUAAUGAUAUUUACAAGAUGGCUAAAAGAAAUGCUAAGAAAUUAAUAGCGAAUGCUCAAGAAGAAAAGAGACACGAGUUUGCUAAAGAAAUGGAAUGCGCUGAUGGAAUUAAAAAUAUGGUUCGAAUGGCAAAACAGAUGUCAAAAAAGUGGCAGGAUGUGAUAGGUGUAAAGUGUUUGAAAAAUAAGGAAGGAAAAAUGACGAUUGAUAGUAGUGGUAUUAAGAACACCUGGAAGAUUUACAUGAAAGGACUUUGA
Molecule: messenger RNA, 804 nt
Organism: Gordionus sp. m RMFG-2023
Lineage: Eukaryota; Metazoa; Nematomorpha; Gordioida; Chordodea; Parachordodidae
Exons: 1
Coding region: 1-804 (267 amino acids)
Source: RefSeq, a predicted model, not a curated record